AUGGCUUCAGAACACCAGGCACCGCAGACCUUCACAUAUCACCAUGCCGACCUAGGUCCCAUGACAGGCAUCGUCACGCCCGACAACGUUGUUCAGUUUCGCGCCGUGCCAUACGCCACCAUUCCCGCUCGCUUCAAGCAGUCUGUUCUCUCAGAUACGCUUGCGGGCAAAAAAGACUUCACGGAACACCGCUAUGCAUGCCCUCAAGUCUUUAAUAUUGACGCGGUCGGCGGCGGUAACUUCCCUGGCGAAAAGUUUCCACACUUAACGGACGAGUUGAAAUGUGCUAUCCUUCAGGUGAACGUACCGCUUUCGUGCCUCAAGCAGCAGCCAUCCUCCUCAAGACUCCCUGUAUCGGUCUACAUCCAUGGGGGAGGCUUCGUGCUCGGAAAGAUUGACGAGCAGCACAACACAUCUCUCAUGGUCGAGCAGUCGAUCCUUGAUGGCCAACCCAUCAUCUCCACGAGCAUACAAUAUCGUUUGGGGGCGCUUGGCUAUCUACAUACUCCGGAGGCUGGAAAUGCAAAUCUCGCACUGAACGAUCAACGGAAUGCGCUUCUCUGGAUCCAAAAGUUCAUCGAGGGCUUUGGAGGGAACAAGAAGAAGGUUACUGCGUUUGGAGAGUCCGCUGGCUCCAUGUCAAUUUGCGCCCACAUGCUACGCCAACCUCCGUCUUCGGGUCCGCUGUUCCAGAGAGCGAUUCUCAUGUCCGGAAUCAUUGGGCCAACGACAGCACCGCUAUCACCCGAAAGCGCAAGCGAGACAUACAACAGCUUCUUGCGAAGAGUCGCGAUUGAAGAAGAAGGCGAGGCAGGUCUAGAGAAAUUACGUCAGGUGGACGUACAAAAGAUCGUCGAAGCAUCCGCCGCGCAUCGAGCGGCUGGUAAUAUGUGGCUUUCGGUUCAGGAUCCAGAGUGGUUUGGUGAUGAAGCGGGUUCUGUGACCUGGGACCGCAUUCCUGAGUUGCUUGGCAAAUGUGAGUGGGUCAACGAGAUCAUUCUGGGAACCACAGGAUUUGAGGGUGUCACGUUGAUGUCAGCAAUUACUGCUGUCAGCCCGGACGCUUUCCUCAAAGGCAUCGCAAAGCAGUUAGGCGAGAAAAGCGCGGGCCUCGUCGAGCGAGCUUACGGCAUCUCGCCGGAAAUGGACAAGAAUGUGUUCAUAACCGCAGGCGCACGUUGGGUAGGCGACGUCGUUUUCGAUGCACAAUAUCUCACCCAGCACACAAACAAGAAGGUUUAUCGCUACGUCUUCGAUGUCCGGAAUCCUUUUGCCACCAGUCCCUUCUGGCAGCAAGCGCAUCACUGGGUCGACGUCUACUACGUGUUUAAAACGUACCAAUUCCGCUACCCGUCACAAAGACUCAAGGCUAUCUCCACCCAACACGCACGGACCUGGAACAGCUUCGCGAAUGGAGAAACACCGUGGAAAGAAUACAAAUAUACCGGCAAAGGCGACGAAGUGGUCAUGGUGGCAGAUGAGAGGGAUGGCUGGGUGCAAAGGACUGUUGAAGAACAUGAGAAGGUUGUGGACAACAGCUGGCGGAGAUGUGAAGCGUUGGUUGAGAGUUGGGACAGUAUGCGCGGGAAGCAUUUCUCGCCGUUUCAAAUCGAGCCAAUGAAGGCGAACAAGAUAGCCUAG
Molecule: messenger RNA, 1641 nt
Organism: Alternaria novae-zelandiae
Lineage: Eukaryota; Fungi; Ascomycota; Dothideomycetes; Pleosporales; Pleosporaceae
Exons: 4
Coding region: 1-1641 (546 amino acids)
Source: RefSeq, a predicted model, not a curated record